Amborella trichopoda is the source of this 2641-nucleotide messenger RNA. Its product is annotated as RING/U-box superfamily protein. NCBI's taxonomy places the organism in Eukaryota, Viridiplantae, Streptophyta, Magnoliopsida, Amborellales, Amborellaceae. Gene Ontology annotation, molecular function: metal ion binding; transcription cis-regulatory region binding. The record is from RefSeq and is a predicted model, not a curated record. Gene Ontology annotation, biological process: positive regulation of transcription by RNA polymerase II.
GUAAAAUAAGCCGCUUUUUAUUUUCCCUCUUUUUCUCUCUCUUUUCUUCAUGCGCCUUCGGCUUAGAAAUCUCCCCUAAUUUGCAGAGAUUUUCAUGUCCAUCUUGCCCACAAACGCCAAGGUAUCGUCCCCGCCGUUCAACAAAGCUUCUUCCGAAAACCCUAAUUUCGAUCAUGGAAUAUCUGAAAACCCUGGUGUUGAACCCUCUGCCUUUUAUGGGCAAGCUGAGAGCUCUGGAUCUGCUCAGAUCUCAAACCAGGAGCGCAUUGACAACGGAAGUUCCAGCUCAUUGGUUGGAACUCAGUCAGAUUCUUUUGCAUCACCCGGGAGAGUAAUGAAUGGAAGAAGCCCUGAUGCUUUGAAUGGCCCUCAUGGCCACAGCCAUGAUAUGUCUUCUUCAUGCAACACAUUUUCUCACAGAGAGUCAUCUUCCACAUUCAGAUGUGAGCAGCUCAAUGGGAGAUCUUCUGGAGCCGGCCCUCAACACAUUGAUAAAUCCUCUUCAGGAGCUGGCACUCAUCAAGGAAAUGCUAUUCAUUCAGUAUCAAGGAAAAACCAGACAGUCAAUGCUAAUCACUUGCUCAAUUUUCAUUAUGAUCCUAUUUCUCGUCCGCAAACCCGGAUGCCUCCUCCAAGAAGGCAACAGAAAAUAAAGCCAUACAAUAAGGAUCUAUUUCUCCAGGCUAAUUACAAGUUUGUUGUGGUUGACACUGGAAAUUCUGCACUCAAAUCCAAGGAUCCAGACAAAAUGUUACAGUGGGAAGAUGUGGUUUGCGUGAGGUAUUCUACCCCAUUUUCUGUACAGUGCCCUAUAUGCUUGGAGGAUCCUCUUUGCCCCCAAAUUACAACUUGUGGUCAUAUAUUUUGUUUUCCAUGUAUUUUGCGUUAUUUGUUGAUGGGCGUGGAGGAUCAUAAAGGUGACUGCUGGAAAAAGUGUCCCCUUUGUUUCAUGAAGAUAUCGUCUAAAGAUUUAUACACGGUUUAUGUUGACUAUGUCAAGCAGUACCAUAUUGGGGAUCACAUAGAUUUUACACUUUUGACUAGACCAAAAGAUUCAAUGAUUCCUUUUCAGAAAAAUCACCAUUGUGUGAAUGCUGUGCCAUACACCAAUGAUGGACUCUGUGACUUAUUUUCAAAGUUUACUUUGACAUUAGACAUAGGGCUGUCAUUUCAAGAAGCAAAACUGGAACUUAAUCAGUGGCUAGUGAAAGCAGAAUCUGGGGGAGUUGAUGAUUUGGACAAACUCCCAUACGUUUGUGCUGCUUUAGAACAACUAGAGCAGAGAGAGAAGUUUUGGACUGAACAUAGGCCUCUUAGUAGCAGUCCACCACAAAAUCAGAUGGCUUCUUCUUCUAAUCCUGGGACUUACAGAUAUACCCCACAAAAGACCCAAUCUCAUGCAACAAUUCCAACUUUAAGUGAUGGCAAUGAUUUCAAAGCUGGUGAUCAUGCUGGUAAAAUAUUACAUACUGGUCACAAGGAUGAACUAAGUGAAUCAGAUAGUUUGCCUCUGACAGAAGCAAAUGGUGAUAAAAGUUCCAUACUGUUUGGGGAUGUGCCCCUGGCAUCUGAAAGCGAGGAAAAGGGUAUUGGUUCAUACGAUGAAGACAAAGGUUUCCAUAGGCAUUCUGAUGGACACAAAAAUAACUCUGAGAAGGAUUCAUACACUUUCUACCAGUCAGAAGAUGGUCAGCUCCUUGUACCCCACCCACUAAAUAUGAAGUGUCUCCUUCGUUACUACGGGAGCUAUGAUUUGCUACCAUCCAGAAUUAGUGGAAAAAUUUUAGAACUGGAAACAGUGACGCUAUCAGAAGUUAUGAGAAGGCGCUUUCGUUUCUUAAGCCAUUUAUCUUUGACGACUACAUUUCAGCUGUGUGAAAUCAAUUUGCACAGUAUAUUACCUCCUGAUGCUUUUACACCAUUUAUGGAUGAAAUCAAGACGCGAGAAAAUCAACGGAAACGUCAGGCUAAGCAGCUUGAAAAGCAGGCCAGGGCGAAGGCCGCUGAAGCUGUGCCCGUAACAUCUCAUUUCCAACAUUCAAGUUACAACGAAACAACAUUCUCUAUGGAUGAUUUUGAAGCUUUGGGGAGCUCAGCAGCAUUAUCCACAAGUCCUCCUGUUGUUGGUGGAAGGAAAUUGUUCUCCCAAGUAGCAAGGUUUGGUUUUGCUUCUGGGCAUGAUUCUCCAUCUCUGAGACUUGGUGACUCGAGCGGCGUGUCUACGAAUCACACCGAGGACAAUUUGUCCACCCAAACUGGCUCUGGGAACACCACAAUGCAGUCCUUUGCUGGUAUUAUAGCAUCAUCUGCCAAACCCGCAACCUUAGAAGUCCCAAAGGUAAAUGCCCUAAGAAAGAAGGGAAAGAAGCAAACACGGGUGCUUCUCUCUACUGCUGGUGAUCGUCGCUACUGAUUUAUCUCUCUCACGCUCAUUGCAUGGAUGCUGAAUGCUAUGAUCGCUGUAAGUUGAAGUGUUCUAGCUGUUGAGUGAUAGCCAUGGCAUAUAAAUGGCAUUUUAGUUUUUUUUUUUUUGUGUAUUCCAGAGGGCCACAAUUUUAACUUUUCUGGUGUUCUAGUGGAUUCUGAAACUGUGGAAAGAGAUGAUAAAGCCCUCGAUUUAUUUUUAGGGGUAGAGAAAGCA